Molecule: messenger RNA, 840 nt
Organism: Phytomonas sp. Hart1
Lineage: Eukaryota; Euglenozoa; Kinetoplastea; Trypanosomatida; Trypanosomatidae
Source: the annotation of a GenBank genome assembly
GUUCUUACCACAUAAUCAAGGAGAAAGACAUCUCUCUUUUCUUAUUACUAUUAUCAUCACCAUUAUCGUCAUUUGUUUAGGGAAAGAUAGAACGGAUGCAUCGUAAACCGCUUUCUGAUGUUCUUCUACAACAAACAUCAGGUUCGUACACCACCUUGUUAGCACUUGUGAUUGGUGCCAUAACGAUUUUGUAUGUCUAUAAAAGAAAGUUAGGAAGACCGCAUCCUCCGCGCUCUAUCCGUGGAUCUGAUUCAGCGUCAACACGACAACAGUUACCGAAGAAAGAUGUAGACCUUGAUGUUCUUACAAAGUUAAGGAGAAAACACUUUGUAGGUAGCAAAAUAUGCUGUGUCUGGGAUGUUUUUUUUUCAGACGGUCAGUGGCUAUGUGAUGGUAAAGCAAAAGACAUAUUGUCUUGGUUUGCAUCUAGGUUAGAUGUUUACCUAAUGUGUCGAAUUUCAGAUCAGAAUGAAAAAAAGCUGAUAUUGAAUCAGUUAAAGGGUAUUGAUGGACUUCAGAGACAUAAAAUACUCUUUUGUACGACUUCAAAGGGCUAUGAAGCCUUUACAAGGCAGAUAAGUCCCACUAUUUUAGUGACGCAUGAUUCAUUUCAAGCGAUGUUUCUAAGCGGGAUUCUUCCAUACAUUAUUUUAGUGGGGGAAUAUGUCUCUUCAAAAAGUAAUGUAUAUUCUAUUUCAUCUAUAGCUCAAAUUGAAUACGAUAAAGAUGUCUAAUUCUGAAUAAUCCCAAUAUAUAACUGAAUGAAUAUGUCUUUUUUUAAACCAAAGCUAGACAUCGCUAAAGUGUGUGUAUGUGUGCGUGUGAUAGAAUUACCUUAAA